This is a messenger RNA of Fulvia fulva, 1866 nucleotides long. Its product is annotated as Acetyl-coenzyme A transferase nodX. Gene Ontology annotation, molecular function: catalytic activity. Lineage: Eukaryota; Fungi; Ascomycota; Dothideomycetes; Mycosphaerellales; Mycosphaerellaceae. The record is from RefSeq and is a predicted model, not a curated record. The coding region runs from base 1 to 1866 and encodes 621 amino acids. The transcript is spliced from 2 exons.
AUGGGCGAGAAAGGACCAGAAACAAAUGGCCACAAAGAGGAGGGCGAUGCAGAAGUAAUUAAUACAGGCGAAGGAGAUCCUUACCAGCAAGUCGAAGGCAAUCCUAACAGAUUCUCCUUGCAUUCCAACCUCAGCAUUGGCGGAGGUAAAGCAAGCGGCACUUACUCCAUUCCGCAAGAAGCUCAGGACAUCUUCGUGAACGAGAUUCUAUACAAUGGCCUGCUUCCAAAGCUUCCGCAGGAGAUCAAGGAUGCUGGCAAACUAGUCAAGUUCACUGGCAGCGACGUGCCCAGCAUACCGAUUAAUUGGCGAUUUGCGGAGAGUGUGUCAGCUUUGAAGGCGUUCGAGGCGAGCAUGCUCAAUGUUUUACGGCAGCGGAAGUAUGGAAGCGAGCUGUCGGAAGUGACGAUCGAUACGGAUCAUGCUUCGUUGUUUGUAAUGAGUCCGUUUGUUGCCAAGGUUGUCGAGAAUGGCGAAGUGAAGCCAAUGGGCAAGGACUGGCUCAACCCCAAAGUACUCGCGGAGUACGGAUUCCCUAAUGCUGACAUCCAUCGGGCUGGAGCGUCGCCUCACAGAGUAUUGGCCACGAACAUUUAUGAGACGAAAGAUGGCCGCUUCUAUCACUGCCAUGGCAGUAUGAAUCCUGAUCCGACUCUUGAAGCGCUCGGCAUGGAUCUUGACGGCGAUCCAAAUGAAGAGUACGAGUCCGUGACGAAGCGAUUCCAAGAAGUUGUUGGCAAAUUUCACUCCGCAGAGCUUGACACUCUCAUGAAUGACCAAUAUCGCCAAGCCGGAACCGUCGCACACUCGACCGAGGAGUUCGUGGCAACAGAACACGGCAAGGCGAAUGCGCACGUGGGUCUUUACGAGGUCAGACCGUCCCAAACGAAACAGCCAGCAUCGUGGUGGCCGGAGAACGACUCAAUGCCUUCAUCAGCAGAAAGGCCGUUGGCAGGACUAAAGGUGGUCGACUUGACCCGAGUCAUCGCAGCACCGACCAUAACUCGCAGCCUUGCAGAGAUGGGAGCCAGCGUGAUGCGCAUCACCGCUCCGCAUUUGACAGACCUCUCUGGGGUGCAUCAAGACUUGAAUUGGGGCAAGUGGACAGCUUUCCUGGACUUGAAGCAAGAAGACGACCGCAAGAGACUAAUAGAUCUGAUCCGACAUGCUGAUGUCGUGGUCGAAGGGUACCGACCAGGUGUCAUGGAGAAGUAUGGACUGAGCCGGAACGACAUCUUUGAGCUCGUGAAAGAGCGUGAUCGUGGCAUCAUCCAUGUGAAGGAGAACUGCUAUGGCUGGAAUGGACCAUGGCGGAAUCGCAGUGGGUGGCAGCAGAUCAGUGAUGCUUGCUGUGGUGUCUCAUUGGAGUAUGGUCGAGCGAUGGGGCACAACGAAGCGGUGACGCCUGUAUUUCCAAACUCAGAUUACUGCACCGGCGUAAUCGGUUCAUCAGCAGUCCUGCACGCUCUCAUCCGACGAGGUGAAGAAGGAGGCUCGUACGGUAUCGACACGGCGCUCAACUACUACUCCCAGUGGCUCGUGAAGUCGGUUGGCGAGUACCCCAAAGAUAUCUGGCAAGACGUGUGGGAGCAACACGAAAAGCCGGUAUUCCACAACUACCAUGCGAUGUCGUACCUCUUGCCGAAGAUGCUGGCUUUGCUGCAUAAGAAUGCCUCAAAGAAUCUUUUCAAGGACGAGUUCUUCGAAAAGCGAGAGUCGAAAGCUGUAGGCCACGAGUUUCUGCAGGUGAAGCCGAUUGCGCAGUUCAAGGACAAAGUUGAGCUCCGGUACAAUAUCGGGACGAGAGGUAAUGGCUACGAUAAACCAUUUUGGCCGGAAGAUCUUGGCGUUGAGGUUGUAGCUUAG